AUGGUGCCCGCAGACUAUUCUGAAUGGAGAAACCUAUCACUAAAGAAGAAGAAAACAAGAAGAUGUUGUAGUGUGAGAUGUCUGAAAGUUCCAAUGCACAUGUUCACCUUCUUUUACUGGGUAAGAAUUACACGCAUGUACGUAAGCAAACACGACUUUAAUUCACCAUGAUUUGAGCACCAUUCUACGAUAAUUGAUUGGAACCAUCUCAAGAAUGUCGAUAAGAAACUGUCCAUUUUAUUCACAAAAAUGCGAGAGUUAGUUAAGGAUCUCUUGAGUCGUAUUCCAAUUUAAAAAGCUACCCCUGACGUGGGUGAUAUAUAGUAAUUGGUUAUGUUGUAUAUUUUCAUACCUGAUAAUACGGAACAACCAAUUAUUAUGUGACAUGUGAAUCAAUCAAAUGUUCUUCGUCUAAUGAUUUAUAACAAAACAGGACCAGGGUAAUAGGCUCCUGAGAAAAAAAUAUAUAAAAUUUGUUAUUGAUAGUUUUAACCAAUUUUGGAAGACAACUAAUAAUAUUUCGGUUUUUCAUAUUUGUUAAUCAUUGGCACCCAGAGGUUGUAUUUUUCUAUUAUUUUCUGUUGAUUCAUCAAUAAAUCGCUUUUUCAUCAAACGGCCGACGCGUACCUGAUCUCCCUCUAGACAUUUUAAAGGUAUCAACAUAAAAAGAAAAAAAACGAUACUAAGAUGAUGACUCGAAUCAGGAAUAUUCUCCGUAAAUAUUUAAUCAAUGUAAUCGGAUAGAAACACAUCAAAGAUAGCUUAGCUAAUUCCAGUUUGAUCAUCUUAUUUUUCUGUGUGUUCUUGAAAAUCAAAACAUAUGAAAUACAAACUGUGUUAUUUCGCACAGAUGUCAUGCUGUUGCGUGAUCGUAGUAUCGCUCUCACGUGCAACAUGAACAACAACAUGCCGCAACUAGAAACCUGUCACGAUCAAUUGUUGCAAAUGCUAUUUUCGUUCGUUGUCGGUUAUUAAUAAGUGACUCACUUGUUAAUUAAAUCAGGAAAGACGAAACCGGAAAACUUAUAUUGUUUUUCUGUCACUACUGUGAAGUGUUUUCUGUGGCAACAAACUCACCCUGUAGCCGAACAUACAACCGCCUUGAACAGUAAUUUUGGCCUCGGGUAAAAGUGGCAAGCGUAAUACGCGAGUGGUGAAACCACUAGUCAAGAGCCGUGAGAUAGACACCUUUUGCAUGCCACACGCGGUUACGCCGCCAAAAAACUACAGCAUUUGCCUGCAAGUCCCGCCAGCUACGCAGGCUAGCUUGGGAGAGCAACGCAGAGACUAAUAUAAUGAGUGUAAACAAAUAAUCUGUGAGACUAGAGACACUUAAUUCGAUUGAUAAUUAGAUGACCUUCCGUGCCACUUUCCCAACUUACACACUCGUCGAAUUUUGCGAGCACGUUAGAGAAGAGAGCGUGCGAGAACGAGCGAGAAGAGCGAAAAAAAAAAAGAAUAAGAAAACUUUACCCACUUCCCCCUACCGAGCUCCUUGGGCUGGGGUCAGUAAAUUCCCCGCGGUUUUUAUGUUCUUACGCACCCUUGACGAUCUGAUCUAAAGAUGGGAUAAUGAAGUUACUCCGAAAACUUCUAGACACCGAGACGUCCCUGCGAAGUAAUAUAUCAAACAUGAGAUGCAGUGUUUCAUCUGGUGAUGAAACACUGUCUCGAAUGUUUGAUAUUUCUUCUCAAAAAAAAUCAUUUUUGAAGGAGAAAUUAAGGAUGCAAAUACUAAGCAGUGUUUCAUCCGAUUUCCAAACACUCAUUAAACAUUAAUUUCCUUUGUAUUUUCUUAAUGAAUUAUUAAUGAGUUUGAGAAGAGACGAUCACACAAUCAUCCACCAAAACUAUUUGUGGUGUUAGGGACGAAGCUUAAAGGGACUGGUUCACGAUAAUGCGCAUGUGUGAGUUCUGGCAGUAGCUGAUUGUUUUUCAACCAAUCGGAAGCGAGUUAAAUGCACGCAAGUAAAUUUACAAAAUUCAAAUUAAUUGUUCGCGACGCGAGAGUAUUUCCGGGCAUUUGGUUUGAUUUUAUUUAUCCCCAUAAUUCAAGUUUAUUCUUUGCUACUCCUCAGAUAUAUGUUGCAGCCGAUAAGAAUAAAAUUUACAGCCCUGUCCUGCUUUGAAACAAACAUUUACCAACGUGUAUUUUUUACGAGGUCGUAUCCACGCUAACAAAGCGGUCACCGAUCGGCAAACAAAAUUUGUAAACAAACAUCUUAUUACUGUUCUCUCAGUUCGCCUUAUAUAAACCCAGAAAUACCUACAAAUAGCGCUUGACCGGUGACAAAAGCACACAACGUAUGAGUAUAAAGAUUAUCCUUAACUGAGCAUAAAUUUCAAUUGCUUAUCAGCAAAUGAACAAAUUCAUUCGCGUUGCAUCGGGUCAGUGUUCCGCAAAACAAAUGUUAUCGAGUAGCACACAUAAAGAAACUAGAUUAUAAACAGAAUAUUCAGGCAAUAAUUUAUUUUAAAAACAUCAAUUCUUAAACAUAUACGAUGGUAAAGCAAAGAUACAAGGAACAUUUCAAGUGUACCAGUUCGGUGAAGAUCGCGCGGCCUGUUGCGGUAUAACUACAGGUCGGAGUCAAAAAUCAAAUCAAAGUUGAACGAAAUCAUGCCUUUAACCACUUUCCAAGUGUCCUGUAUUCUUUUCGUAAGCCACACACUACUCCUAGAACCAUACCAGAUCGAUAGGCUAAGCUUCUCUAUCUCCAAAGACUCUUGAGAACGUCCUGUUGCCGGACGGCCACGAUGCUCUUUUGAACCUCAUGAUCAAAACAUUAUUUUUUGCGUCUUCUUAAAACGUAACCAGUCAAACGACACAACCACACGUUAAUCACCACUACCGAAGUAUAACUAGACCAGCGAAAGCGACGGAUGUCCGAAUAAAACGAAGGAUUUUCAAAAAUUGUACCGGUAAUGGCGAUUUCGAAUUUAGUGUUGACCCAACAAAGUUAUUCUGAAGAGAAAAACGGCGCGCAUGCGCAUUAUCGUGAACCAGUCCCUUUAAGCUACCAUAUGGUCUCCCACAAUUUACCGCUAUGAAAUCUGGAUGUUUCCCGAGGUCUUGCGUCAACUCAGCGCAGGCGUAAUGAAACCUCCAUUCUUUGUGUUAUUGAACUGUUAGCGGUGUUGCCAAAAAGCGGAUAUUUAAUUAGCUUUUAUCUAGUUGUUGAAUAAUAAGAGUCAUUACACACUUGUACGAAACUUAAACAUAGUGUUUAUCCCUCUUUUCAUCAUAAAUGGACCACCAAUCACGAGCGCAUGAAAUUAAGAGAGUGAUAUAGCAGCAUUGUUCUGUUGCAGUUUCGAACAAUUAUUGAUUGUGAUAGUUCAUUUGCAUGCAAUAGCUUCGCGUUUUGUCGACUUUCAAACGACCAAAACGGUAUUUAUGCGGUAUUACGGGUUUCUGACAUAAUAAAUGUUCCCUUUAAUUUUCAGUUGACUCAAUAACUGGCCCUUAGAUUCUUAGUCGAGAACUAGGGCGAUAUUUUCUCAAUACAAGUUAUGUAUUGAGCGCUUAUGAAUCAGUAUCAUUUUGGAGGGAAAACGCGAUAGCCAUCGUCAUUCUAUUACGGGUUUUAGUGAGAAUGGCGUGUAGUGGCGGAAACAAGUUUAUAAAUGUUAGAAGUUUCAUCAUUUUCCGUUUGGGAGAGGGCUUAAAUUCCUUCAAUAAAAAUAACCUUGCUAACUUUUCCGAUGGAAAAAAUGUUUCCGGAGUGUCCAUUUUUUGAGAACGCGCGAAAAAAAUUAAAAUUAAAUCUCGUCCUUGUUGUCUUCUUCGACGUCCUCGAACUGGCCAAAGGUUCCUAAAGGUACACUUAAAACUUGCAUAGCGUUUUUUAAUUAUCUACAUCUUGCUUUCACUGCAUACUCAGCUGCUAUUGGGAACGAUUCGGAAACAAUUCGAAUUUAUGAGCCUGUCGCAAUGUCGCAACGCAGCGGAACACAGGGCAAGCGCAAAAGAUACCUUUAGUGACCGAGAGCCUGUGGCCAAAUAUGAUUACACCUCAAGUAAUUAAGUCUUAGAGCAAAAGGUCCAUAUUACUUCUUUGAGAAACGGGUCUGCAGUAAAGUAGCAUUUGUCUUUUUCAGCUAAGUGGAAUAGCGCUGGUGAUAAUAGGAACCUGGACGCUACUAUUCGAAAGUGAGUACAAUGUACUUUUGGGAAGUUCUUGGUUCCUUAUUAUCGUUGGACUUAUGAUUGGAACAGGAGGACUUAUCAUAAUUGUCUCAGUCUGUGGUUGCUAUGGAAUCGUCAAAGAGCACAGAUACUUCCUUACCUCAGUAAGUACAGAAAGUUGUUUGCCUCAUAAUCAGUAUAUAUCACGUGACAUUGCUUUGAUCCAUCCCAUCAAUCCUUGCGCGCAUAAAAUGGCCAUACUUCGAAAGUGGUCUACAAUUACAAAUUAUGAUCUAUUUAUCCCUGUAAGCUUUCAUUCGAGCAAAUGAAGCGGCGAUCUGGAACCACCAUGUGCGGCCCCAUCUGAUGAGGGUCAAACAGUGAUAGUUUUCAGUAAUCCUGUCCUUUGGGAUUAAAACGUUUAUAAGCUUCAUUUCCUUUAAUCGUUUUUAAAUUAUGUUGCAGUUUUUGAUCCUGCUAACGCUUAUCUUUUUCAUCGAAUGUGCAGUCGGAAUUGUGGCUUUUUUACACAGAGAUCAGGUAAGGACUGGCUCACACUUGCUCAUGCGCUGUUGUGUUCUGUUUGCUUAAACGACGGUUUCCAGUUUAAAAAUACAAUCAAAACUUCACAUGCGUUGUGAGGUCAUCUUCUUACUGUCUCAUGCAUGCGCGUAACCCAACUUCACGCGAACACCUUACCAGCAACAGCGCGGGGAAUUAAAGAAAAAACGUCUGAGAAGAGGCUGGGAGUGAAAAGAUUUCACUUUAUGUACGUUCCUAAGGAUCUGAAGUGGAAGAUAGGGGGUAGGGGAGAGGAGAUAUUAGUUGGGGGGAGGGAGGAGAGGCUGCACUACUGCUAUCCUGCGAAAACAGCUGUUUCUCCUCGCACCUCACCGCUGGGGACGUUUUGCAUGGAAGAACGUCUGCGACUCAGCGACAGAAAUCCCAUACUGAUGACGUAAAUCAAUGUUUACAUAAUAAAUCCGGUAGUCAUAGGGGUCCAAAUGCAAAUUUGUUCAAUUAAUUUACGUUUCUCCUGGUCCUGAUUUUGGUAAAAAAUUGUGUUCAUCUGUGAACGAGCUCCAGCAAAACUCAAAUGCCUCUUCUACAGAAGAAUAUUUUCCACAAAUAUUGACUUUUUUGUUAUGGAUUCCCCGCGUUUACAUUUGACCUUUGUGGCCUUUUGUCUUUUGUCGGUCAUUCGUAAACAAUAGCUACAACAAUGUAACUACUCCAUCGUCCAAUCAGCGCUUAUGACCGGAUUCCGGACAGAUUUUACGUCAUCAGUAUGGAAUUUCUGUAGCUGGGUCGCAGACUUCCUCCUCGCGAAACGUCCCUAGCGGCGAAGAGCGAGUGGAAACGGCUGUAUUCGCAGGCUAUUAUUACAGAUAUCGUGGUCCAAUUUUAUCCUUGGUUUAAUUUAAUUUUGUUUUGUUUCAAACUCAUUCACACUAUGUCUCUCCGCCCCAGAAGCAGCCUCCCUUUAUUGUCCGCUGUUCUGGUCGCCAGUUUUACCCUGAAAUACGAAGACCGUUUAAUUUGUUUUGUUAAACACCAAAUAGGAACGUUUCCGAUGGAAAACAUAAUAGUGUGGGCAUGGCCAAGGAGGAGGCGUUUUAUAUAUAAGAAUAAUCAAGAGGCUGGAAUUAUCUGGAAGCCGACAGGCCGAAUUACUCGGUUUGCCCAAUAAGUGAACAAAAUGUUAUAUUCUGUUCUCUUCAAUUAUAUUCUUUUUAAAACUAGAUUGAGGAGGAACUGGAUAAAACGGCAUUGACCAGAAUGAAUGAAUACGGUUCAUCAGAUGACGUCACCAAAUCCUUUGACAGUUUACACCAAAAUGUAAGUCCAGAAAAUCAUGACCUGCGAGGUGUUAACUUAGGAUGGAUCGGGUGAGUGACCUGGUGAACGUCUCUCCAUGGUACAAGGCGGGAGGAAGGGGGUUUUCUCUGUGGUUUAAUGUUAUGGCGAGACAAAAUUUCUUGAAGACAUACUGUGUUGAGCUUUACAUGAUGGGAACAAUGGCGUAAUUCGAAAUAGCCACUCAUCUUGCUGCCAGAUAAGACCUCUCUGAUAGCUUGGAACCGAAGCAUUUUUGUGCCUAAAGGGAAGGUCUAAAAUAUGCUAUUAAGAAAAAUUAGUGCUUAAGUGCUGUUUUGCAUACAAAAAAGUGUUUAAAAAAAAACCACAUCUUUUCGAAAGGUGGCUUAAAUUCAUGUUAUCAAGACAGUAUAAAGGGGGCAUCAUUUCCAUGUCCAUAGCAACCGAAGGUCAUCAGAAGAAAGGUUCUGACUCGAAAUCAUUAAAAAAAAAUCAUAAGUAGUUUGAGUAUGAUCGUCCGAGUCGUGAUGAACGUAGUCCUGAAUAGGACUGUUGUUGUUGACAGAGACUGACGUUUCGACAACCUGUGCGGUAGAAAACGUACUCACUGUCAACAACAACAGUCCUAUUCACGACUAUGUUCACUCGGACCAUAAUCAUGAUGACUCCUGGGUUCAAACCUUUCACACAAAAAAAUCAAUUAAAAAAGCAAUCUUGGGUUAUAGCUUCAACCCCACCCCUUAGACGACCAAGGGUUGAGGAAUGUAAAAUACUAGCCUCUCCUUUGUUCACCGUUAAUUUUGGGUUCGCCUGAGGUCCAGUAGUAUUCUGAUACAUGCCUUGUUCACAUGGGAGCAAUUUUCUCUCAUAGCAUGUUGUGUUCUGUUAACGUUCUUCUUGUAGCUGAAAUGCUGCGGUGGUUUUUCAUAUGCAUCUUGGAACACCACUUCGUGGAAACAGAUGCCAGAAAAUGAGAAUUUGUCCGUUCCGAACUCGUGCUGCAAGACAAUAACACCAGCAUGCGGGAGGAGAGAUCACCCAUCCAACAUUUACCGCCAGGUUAGGGUUUGUCGUUACCUUUGAAAUGACAAUGAUAGUGAUAGUGAUGAUGAUGAUGAUCGUCAUCAUCAUCAUCAUCGUCAUCAUCAUCAUCACUGGUGCUUAACUUGUACUAAAUUAAAGAUGUUUUCAGUAAUAAAGUAAACGGUUUUAGCUAUCUUUUUGCAGUCCUUUUCAAGUGAUCUCUUUUAUUUUGUCGUCUAACGUGACCAAGACGUUUUGGAUCAAUUCAGGAGUGCGUUCGAUUGGGAAACCUGGAAUUAGGUUUGAAAAUUCAGAUUUCGGAUUUGCAAUCGAAUGUAAAAAUUGAAACCGGAUUUCAUCGCUGAGAUAUACGCUUUUGGAUUUCCUUUUAACCGUUCGAUUGAGAAAUCCGAAAAAGGAUUUGAAAAACUGCCCUAAAGAAUAGCGGUCUUGCACGCGCACGCAUAAUUAGUAAAAAGAAGACCGCUGUUUACGAGAAUAGUUUUGCAAAUCCUUCUGCGGAUUUCCCAAUCGAACGAUAAAAAAGGAAAUCCAUAAAAUUCGGAUUUGGAUGUCUUGAUUGAAAUCCACCCUGAGGCAUUCGCUUGCAAAAUCCGAAAUGCGGAUUUCCCAAUCGAACGCAACCCCGGUUUCUGAGAAAAUGACCACCUAUCCCUCCCUUAAGUUAAUAUUAAAACUUACUUAACACUUAAAGCAAAUUUUGGCUUGGGGGAGGGGUAGGUGGGCAGUUUCCCAAAAACGUUGUUUCUUUGUCCUAGAUAACAUAUAGUAACGGGCUUUCUUUAUUACCUAAUAAUAGUAACCAGAAGGUCAUCGGUUCGGCUCUGUCGGGAGUUCUCGGAUUUUUCCUCUGAGCCGCCCGUGUCACUGACUGAUUUAACUUCUUUCUCAUUUAUUCACCUAGAUGAAAAUUCGCCAUCACAUUUCUAUCAUAACUUAAUAAUGUAUUCAUAUUUUGUUCUGCAGGGAUGCAUUUCACAGCUAAGCGAGUAUUUCCGCAGAAAUGUGUUUAUUUUGGGAUUGAUAGCAAUACUUCUAAGUGCUUUUCAAGUAAGUAAAAAACUGAAAACUUCAUGGAAAAGCUUUCAGAUCAACGCAUGACAAUAUGGCUGUGGAAAAAUAAUUAUUGCGUCUGAAGGGCGCACCCCUGAUCGCGUUUUUUAUAGAACUGUUUUUUGUUUUCGGCGCGCCACUUUGGCUGUUCCACGCGUUAGAGUGUUUUCUUGACUGGGAACUGACAUCUAAUUUGUGCUUCGCUUUGAAGUUCGCCACGGCACUUCCCUGUAAGGCCAUAGACAGUAGAAAAUCUUUUGAGGGGAUUUGACUUAAAGUUCUUUUUUUCACUUAUUCCACAAAAAUAGACAUCUAGGAAAGCUUCAUAUUUUUUACUUAUAUUUGUUCAUUAAAAAAGUUUACACCGCAAUUUUAUUGAAGGAGGUUAAGCCCUCUCCCGAUCAGAAAAUGAUAACUUCUGGCAUUUUAUAACUUGUUCCGUUACCACGAUAUUUUCGCCAAAACCCGUAGUAGAAUAACGACGGAUAUCACGUUUUCCCGCCAAAAUAAAGCCGGGUUACGUGCGCAUACUAAUAAAUAUUGAGAUAAUAAUCAUCGUUCUCGUAGUCGUUCCCUUCUUAGAAUUCACAAUGUCUCUACGAUCCAAGUAUGGUCGGACGCAAGUAGACUACGAUUUAACCCCCAUUUAUUUUUCUCCCUCAGAGAUAGUAGCUCGAAAUACGAGAGCGCGGGUGAAAAUCGCCAGCCGCAUGGAAAGUGACACGCGCAGGGAAGAGAGAAAUCUCUCCUUCCUCAGCGCCCCGGUUCUCUUUGUGCGUGGUGAUUUUCACGCGCGCUCACACAUUUCGCUCGCUCAACAAUUCCUGGACAAAUUGAGGGCCUAUUUGUUGUCACCAACGGUCAUUUGAGGGGCGUUUCCGUUGCACUCACGUUUUUUUUCUUUCCUCAUAGCUGCUAGGAAUCAUUCUUUCCUCAUUUAUGGUGAAGUUAGUGAAGUACUACUGAGUGCAUCCCAAGCCUCUUUAUAACUCAGUGUUCCUGAUCAUGAACAGCUUUAGAGUUGGCGAACGUUUCCAAGACAGAUACAAUAUCAAGCUACAAUAUGUUUAAUCUUGUACCUAUCUUACGCAUACAGUGUUUGCUUUAAAUUUUGGUAGCUACUAUUGUUUGCGUGUUGCCAAGAGAUACCGUUAAUGGAAAAAGUAAGUCUCGUUUUCUCCGAAAGAGUCAAAAUCCAGAUAUAAUGAUAUCGGGAUUUAUAAACGGAUUCUGCCUUAAAUCUAAUCUCUAGAAUCCUUAUUUGGUAUGUUUUAUUAUAACUUAACCAGGAUGAACUAGCGCAAAGCCCCCCUCCCAAAGAAUUCUUGCUUUUUCUCAAAGCGUCUUCGAGGCAAAGCCUCUUCUCCUUGGUGCCUGUUCAUUAACCCUUUAAACCCUAAGAUCAAAAUUUGAAUUCUUAUUUGCUGCCCCUAUUUAUUUCCUACAGAAGUAGUGGGGAGAAGUUGAGAAAAUAUCAAGCACAUUCAUCUUGUGUGACCAUGUCCGUAAUUCUCAUGACCAGUCUCUUAAAGGGUUUAAGUACCUGCAGUAAGUGCCCAUGGAGGUGUUCGGUUUAUAGAGAGUCAAGGUAACGUGACACUCUUUAAACACCGGUCAUCCCCCCUUAGCCAUAUAUGACCUACAGUCCCUUUACCUUAGUGGCAUUCGGUUGCUAUAGUUACGAGAUAAAACGCUUUAACUUACAAUUUAGUCAAAUCAUUUAGAAGCAAAAAUUCGACUUUUUCCAUUAGGCGAAAACAUGACAGCCAUAUAAAAGAGUAUCCAAUACCAGAACACAAACUACUUACUACACGAUACACUCCCAAGUUCACCAGACUUAUUAUGGUUACUUACUUUUGUGGAAUUUACGUAAGCAAAACUACCGUAUCGCGAAAUUUCAAAAAUUUUUCCGGACACAAGGACGAAAACUAUAAAACCCUCUCUCAAUUUGCCGCCAUUAUCAACACUUUUCUACGGUGGUUUGAUUACAAACAGAAACUGUAAAUAGUAAGAUGACAUUAUACAUAAUAAAUUGUUUAUAUAUCAAAGUAUGGAUGAUGGUUUUCCUUUUAAUACCAGUGGCGGAUUCUGAUCUUUAGUAAGCGAACCCUGUCCCCUCCUUUUUGAGAUAAGAGGGGGACCGGUUUCAAAUCCAUUUUUCUUGGCCCUUUGCGGGUCUCAGUUUGGUCUCAAAAUAAGGUGGGGGCCCUGAGCCCUUGAUCCACCACUGUUUACCACCACCCCCGUCCCCCCGUAAAUGAAUACUUUACGAGUUUCCUGUUCAAUAUGUAGUUAACAUCUUGUGAAUCGCUAAGCCCUGGACAGCAACAAAGAGUAUCUUGGUUAACCAAAUGGAAUUGCUUGCAUUACACAUGUGUUGGUUGCAGCAGACUAUCUGACAAUUCCAGCUUAUAUCUUCGCAUUGUUUUGUAGAGCAACCCUCUGGUGGGGAGCAAUACCUUGCAUAAAAAGGAAGAACACGACCUGUCUUUGUUCCAUUCGUCGUCUCCCACCUGUGCGCUGUUAAUUUAAGGCAGACGUGAUCGUUUAAACAACCUUUUUGCACGCUUGACUUGUCACAGUCAUCCCAAGAAAUUUCCGACUUACAAUGGAAGCAGUACAGCUUUUUUGCACUUUCUGGAAGAUAAAAAUACAUGAAGUGCAUAUUAUUCAGCCAAUUCGUAACGUGUUCUUGCCCCAGUAGUCUGUUAUACAGCCGUUUUCAGUGUCGUCACGCAACGCUCCUUAGUGAAGAGGAGCGUUGCGUGACGACACUAAAAACGGCUGUGUAGCAGACUAUUGCCCCAGGGGUUGGCGGGUGGGUACAUAACUAACUUAUACGCAAGGCAACCACUACGGGUAACAUUACCAAAUGAAACAUACUAUGGACUGUAAGGCAAGUGUAAACAUAUACGAAGGCAUUUUCCUCUCGCAAGUACGUGUGUGUGACUGAGGAGACUUAACUAGUUCCAAGCUUAGCUUGGCCAUAGGCUCGCCGUGAUAAUCUAUUUUGAAAGGUUACCCAAUGGCUGUAUCUCGUUCAAUAUAGGCCCGAUAAACACCAAACUUGAGAAUGUUGCUAAUUUCAAUGUGCUCUUUCUGACUGUUUGGGUCUCGUGUUGUUUAUCCCAUAAUAAACUGACUCAUACCCAGCCCCUCUCGAUUUGAAAAUAAGCAAUGGCGUUACUACCUUCAUUCGUUCAUUCGCGAUCAAAAAAAUACCAGCUUAUUUCGAAAACCCUAAUUUCAAGCAUGGAGCGUUAAAUUCCGGUAAUAAGGUAAGAGAUACAUUGGAAUUUUAAGUUACAAAAUAUUUACAAAUGAUUUACAGUAGCUGUUGUCAGCAAUUUACAUCAUAUGUUUAAGAUUGUAACUCGAAAACGUGGCGUUUCACCAAUUUAGGUGCCAAGCAUUUCCAACAUUAAUACUCUGAUAUCGCUAAAAUUAGCAAAAAGAUUCAACAUAGUGAUACAUAAAAACAUUGCACAAAAUGUACCCUAGAAACAUAGAAGAGAAAUGCAACUAAAGUUGUUGCCUUUUUCAGUUCAAGAGAAAGAGGUCAAUGUCGUUUUCAUCAACUGCUUUGCUUGCUAUUUUAAGCCGUCACGUUUUGUUGAAAUCUAGUGGAGGUUCCUCGACAUCUCCGAGACUCUUCGUCAAUGGAUUUGUGGGCAAAAAUACUUCCAUUAUCAUCGUUGGAAUCACUUUCACAUUCCUCACAUUCAGUCACUGUCUCAAGUUCCAAAGGAAAAAUGAUGAGAGAAUCGGAAUUCUUAAUCUGCCCAGGACAAUUUCCGACGGCUACUUGGUGUGA
Porites evermanni is the source of this 11858-nucleotide messenger RNA. The record is from the annotation of a GenBank genome assembly. NCBI's taxonomy places the organism in Eukaryota, Metazoa, Cnidaria, Anthozoa, Scleractinia, Poritidae.